AUGAGUCUGCUGAGGCCCAGCGGGCUGAAGGCCCCCACCAAGAUCCUCAAGCAUGGGAGCUGGGCCCUGAAGGCACCCUCGGCCGCGGCUGCUCCCGUUGAGAAGACCGUGCCUGGGGAGAAAACCCCCAGCGCCCCCUCCUCGGAGAUGCAGGAGGAGUUUGUGGGCGACUUCCAGGUGGGGGAACGAGUCUGGGUGAACGGGAACAAGCCUGGAUUCAUCCAGUUCCUCGGGGAGACCCAGUUUGCCCCUGGUCAGUGGGCCGGGAUCGUCUUGGACGAGCCCAUCGGCAAGAACGACGGCUCGGUGGCGGGUGUGCGCUACUUCCAGUGCGAGCCGCUGAAGGGCAUCUUCACCCGGCCGUCCAAGCUGAGUAGGAGCUUGCAGGCCGACGAUGAGACCAACUGCCAGCAGCCAGCGCCUGCCGCCUGUGCCACACCGCCCCUGUCGGCCUCCCCUGCCCUUGCCGGCACCGCGAAGGUGCCCCAGUCCCCCGCGAAGGAGGCACCGGCCACCCCUCACAUCAGCAGCCUGACCAGGACGACCAGCGAGUCCAUCUCCAACCUCUCUGAGGCUGGCUCCCUCAAGAAAGGGGAGCGGGAGCUGAAGCUCGGGGACCAGGUGUUGGUGGGAGGCAUGGAGGCCGGUGUGGUGCGCUUCCUCGGGGAGACGGACUUCGCCAAGGGGGAUUGGUGCGGCGUAGAGCUGGACAAGCCACUGGGCAAGAACGAUGGUGCCGUGGCCGGAAGGAGGUACUUCCAGUGUCAGCCCAAGUAUGGCUUGUUUGCUCCCAUUCACAAAGUCACCAAGAUCGGCUUCCCGUCCACGACGCCGGCCCAGGGCAAGGUGGCCGCCGUGAGGCAUGUGAUGGCCACCACCCCCGCCAGCCUGAAGCGCAGCCCUUCGGCCUCCUCGUUCAGCUCCGUCAGCUCCGGGGCCUCAUUCGAGUGCAGCAGAUCCGGCCGCACGCGACUAUUGCCGGAAACCUCCUCCCGCUACGCCCACAAGAUCUCUGGCACCACCGCCCUCCAGGAGGCGCUGAAGGAGAAGCAGCAGCACAUUGAGAAGCUGCUGGCCGAGCGGGACCUAGAGCGGGCGGAGGUGGCCAAGGCCACGAGCCACAUGGGGGAGAUAGAGCAGGAGCUGGCCCGCCGGAACGGGCACGACCAGCACGUUCUGGAGCUGGAGGCCAAGAACAAUGAGCUGCGGGCCAUGCUGGAAGCGACCGACUGGGAGAAGGUGGAGCUGCUGAACCAGCUGGAGGAGGAGGUGAAGACCCUGCAGGUGGCCUCUGAGAAGCUCGCCAAGGAGAACGAGUGCCUGAGGGCCAAGCUGGACCAUGCCAACAAGGAGAACGCGGACGUGAUCGCCCUGAGGAAGUCCAAGCUGGAGACGGCCAUCGCCCCGCACCAACAGGCCAUGGGCGAGCCGAAGGCAUGCGUGAGCCAGGGCGUGGGCACCGAGGCGGCCGAGCUGGCCGAGCUCAAGAUGCAGAUCGAGAGGCUACAGUUCGAGUACCAGCAGGAGGUGGAGAGCCUGAAGGCCCAGCAGGCGGCUGAGCGUGCAGCACAAGCCUCCGAGCUACAGACGCUCAGGUCGCGGCUGUUCAGGACGGCCCAGGAGCAGAAGAACAGCCUGGAGGCCGCACGGGCCAAGCUUGAGCAGAUUGAGGACCAGCACCUGGUGGAGAUGGAGGACGCCCUGAACAAGCUGCAGGAGGCAGAGACGAAGGUAAAGCACCUGGACGGGUUGCGGGCCGUGUGUAGUCAGCAAGCCCAGGCCCUGGCCAAUGCCACGGCACAGCUGGAGGCCACCCAGCAGAAGCUCUUGCAGCUCGAUGGGCUCUGGAAGGCCAGUUCCGAAGGUCAAUUGGGAAUGGAGAAGCUCAGGCAGCAGCUCCAGGUGGCUGAGCAGCAGAUUCAGGAG
Molecule: messenger RNA, 1926 nt
Organism: Sorex fumeus (smoky shrew)
Lineage: Eukaryota; Metazoa; Chordata; Mammalia; Eulipotyphla; Soricidae
Product: CAP-Gly domain-containing linker protein 1-like
Biological process (GO): cytoplasmic microtubule organization; positive regulation of microtubule polymerization
Cellular component (GO): nucleus; microtubule plus-end; cytoplasm
Molecular function (GO): microtubule plus-end binding
Source: RefSeq, a predicted model, not a curated record